AAUGUAUUGCUUGGCAACACUUGGAUGUAAACGUCUGCUUGCAAUGUUCUGUAUUAUUCUGGCAACACCCGACUCAGCGGUCAGCCUGGAAUAUGGCCGCUUCAGGCAAAUCAAAGAAAAAAUCGAAAUGGAUACCCGCCAGUAUCACAGAUAUUAUUGCGGAACCUACGACGAUUCCGACAACCCACAACUGGGCAGACUCGGUCGAUGAGGAACCGGAAAAUGCUUAUGGCGGAGGGUACCACCAGUCCCGGCAAAGAGCGCCGGUGGUGCUGCCGUCAGCGUCGCGGGCGGCGCGCGGCGGCCUGGCCGUGGACGACGAGUCCAUCCCCCGGCGCCCACCAUUCACUGCACACAUCUCCAACCUACCUUACGAUGUCGACGAAACAGCCAUAAUGGAACUAUUUACCGGACUUAAGAUUACUAACUUACGACUGCCGCGCGAGGGCGACCGUCUCAAAGGAUAUGGUUGCGUGGAUUUUGAGGACCGAGAAGGUCUGAUAAAUGCCAUGAACAUUCCUGACUUGACUAUUGGGGGCAGGAGAAUACGGAUCGAAGUUUCGACACAGGAUAAUGACCGUCGGAUGGGAAGGGGCGGUCGCAACGACCGUGACAGGGAAUAUGAUCCGGAGAGAACUAUGGGUGACUGGCGGUCUGGGCCACGAGCUAUGCCCGAGCCAUCAGGCCGGCCGCGCAAUGAGGAACGACGCAUGGAUCGUAGCAACAUGGACCGCGAUCGCGAUCGUGAACGCGAUUCGAGUGCCGACAAUCGUCCCGGCGGAUGGCGUGAUGGUGACCGCCCAGCUCCGCCUGAACCAGCAAGAACACCCUAUGGUGGACGCGACUCGUUCGGACGCGACCGCUAUGGAGAGGGUAGGGAGCGCGGUGGUGGCUUCGGAGGUCGUGAAGACCGUCCAGAACGCAGCGGGUAUGGCGGCCGCGACGGGUUCCGUACUGCAGAACGUGACGGAGGAUUUGGAAGUAGAGAAGGCAGAGGUUUUGGCGGAAGAAACUUCGGUGAUCGCGACCGUGACCGUGAUCCACCACCAAGAGAAGACACAAAGCCGCGAGAGCGUCCGAAGCUCAAUUUGCUGCCUCGUACGGUCCCUCGGGACCCCGAAGUACCCACAAAGCCGGCAGAUGGCGCUGCAGUGGACGAUAAAGCGCCGGAGAAGGCAGCACCAAAGCCCGUGCCUGCUGAAAAAGUAUUUGGUGCUGCCAAACCUGUUGACACUGCAGCUAAAGAGCGUGAGAUAGAGGAACGUUUGCGCAAACAGCAAGAGGAAGAAGCCCGGCGCGGCGGGGAAGAGAAGGAGCGCUGGGGACGAAGGAACGAUCAUUCAGGCGAUCGUCGGCCUGCACCAAAGCGAGAUGAUCGUCCCAGGGAUUCCCGCAAUUACAACAGAGAGAAACGUGAUUACUCUAAGGACGACAAGGACCGUCGCGAUUAUAAUGACCGGGACAGACGAGACUAUAGGGACGACAGAGAUCGGCACGGCGAGCGUGACGAUAGAGACAGACGAGAACCAGAGCGAGACAGGCGCGACUACCGUGACGAACGCGACCGUCGCGACAAAGAUGAACGCCGAGACUCUUCUGGCGAUCGACGUGACCGCCGCGACUAUUCGCCAGAUCGACGUCCCCGUCGCAACUCUGGCGAAAGACGCAGGGAAGCGUCUCCAGAAAGACGUCGCGAUCCUUCCGGCGAUAGACGCCGCGACUACUCCGGCACUCGGGACGACGAUCGCCGUCCGCCAUCGCACGAGCGCAACGGACGUUCGCGUCCUAGCCGCUCGCGCGACCGGCAUGACGAAGCCGAUGACAAACCCAUGCCCAAGCUAAAAGAUCACGAAAAGCCCAACUUUGUAGCGUCGAACAAGUUUAGUUUCUUAGAAGACGCCGAUGACGGCGGAUCUGAUUAGCACGAGCAUUGAGUUUGUGUGCGCGCUUCAAAUUGUGUCCAUUUUACAGUUGACUCGAGUGUAAAGUGUAUAAAUUAACGAGUAACAAAGUGUCUAACGUGUAGAACAGACUCGAUAGAGCACGGAGACAAUCUAAAAUUGUGCUGAUGAAAUAGAACUUGAUUUGAUAGUCACUAGUGCGGUGUGGAUAUACGUGUAUAUUAAAUAGGAUUGCUAAUGCUCACACUGCUUCGAUGCAGGCCCCAGUCUUUGUUGGAGUCUCUUAAAAUUAUACUUUUACUACAAUUGUCUGGGGAAGAUAUUCAGCACAGAAUACAUUCAGUAAGAUACUGCAGCAAAGACUGGGGCUCGUAUGUGACCAUGUUGUACUGAUUUGUGUAAAAUUUUCUAUGGGUUUGUUAUUUACAAUAUUAUAAUGUUAAUAUGAAUGGUUGCAAACAUAGUAAAGAUUUAAGAACUGCAAAUAUUCCAUUAAAUUUUGAUGUGAAACAGGUUUUAGGUCAGGUGCUGCUCUUUCAUGCCUCUAUUUUUGUGAAUAAUUAAUAUUUCAUUAUUUUAUAUUAUUCCUUUUCGAAGGGAUUUUUCUGCAGUUGAUUGCAUUACAACCAUAGGGAAUCUAAUUUUUCUAUAUUUUAGAAUUUAUGUCUUAUGUUAAAAUAUUUAGGUUUAUUAGAAUAUUAAUUGUAUUAUUUAUCUUUACACUCAAAAUUGUCUAAAAUAAUCAAGUGGUAAGAUUUAAGCCUCAAUAUUCCUAUUGUGCAAGUAUGCAUACAGAUGUGCCUGCCUUGAUCGUGAUGAAGUUGUUGAUAGCUAAAAAUACCAUUAUAUCUGAUUAGGGCUUGGUCACAAUAUAAUUAAAUGGUCAAACGUUACGACGUUUUAUUUCUAUGGUGAAAUUUCAUUUGAAAAUAAUUGUACCUAAUUAUCAAUUAAUAAAAUGAUUACCCUUUUUACAGUAAAAA
Spodoptera litura is the source of this 2884-nucleotide messenger RNA. It is a transcript of the gene eIF4B, whose product is annotated as eukaryotic translation initiation factor 4B. The record is from RefSeq and is a predicted model, not a curated record. Lineage: Eukaryota; Metazoa; Arthropoda; Insecta; Lepidoptera; Noctuidae. Gene Ontology annotation, molecular function: RNA binding.